Messenger RNA from Danaus chrysippus (African queen), 255 nucleotides. The record is from the annotation of a GenBank genome assembly. NCBI's taxonomy places the organism in Eukaryota, Metazoa, Arthropoda, Insecta, Lepidoptera, Nymphalidae.
UUGGCUUCUGACUAUUUGACACAACACAACACUCCCAAGGGUCAAAAAGCCAAGCCUGUGGUUUCCUUCAUUGCUGGUCUGACAGCUCCGCCAGGUAGAAGAAUGGGUCAUGCUGGAGCUAUUAUUUCUGGCGGAAAAGGUGGCGCCAUGGACAAAAUAAAAGCUUUAGAGAAAGCAAACGUAAUUGUCACCCGUUCUCCCGCCAAAAUGGGUGUCGAACUUCUCAAGGAAAUGAAAAGAUUAGAAAUUGUUUAA